CACCCUGUCUUGCCUGUUCGAUGUCCAAGGGACAGGUGAAACCCGUCCAGAAGAGCACGAGCACACGCGCAGUUAACAAGUUAUUUCGCGUGUAUCUCGACUUGGGGGGAAAGAUGAAAACCAGGAGCAUUGUUGGCAACUGGUACACACUGAUCAUCAGAGUCGAUUUCUCCCGUUGGACGCGUGCUUUCCUGUUGAAACACAAGUCUGACGCAGCGGUUGGGUUUGAGAAGUUCCUGGCGGACUACCGAACGAAAGGGGUUCCGUGUAAGGUUUAUAUCGUACGUACCGACGGUGGCGGCGAGUUCCAGGGGCAGUUUGCGGAAGUUUGCCGCACACACGGCAUCAAACAAGAGUUCACCCCCCCUCACACCCCAAAGUACAACGGCGUAGCGGAGAGAGCGCUAGGGCUGAUCACUGAUGCCGCGCUUGCGUCACGCAUCCAAGCGACGCAACUGUUCCCCGACGCACCGAACCACCCCGGGUUGUGGGCCGAGGCCAUUUCGUGUGCAUGGCAUCAGCUGAACUGCACCGCCACUAAAUCAAACGAGGGAGACAAAUCCGCCUACGAGAUGUUCCACGACUCCCCACGGCCUGUCGGGUCGACAUACCCGUUUCUCAAACAGCCGUGUUCAAGUCGAGAAGAAAAGCAAAGUCGCAACCCAAGGGCGAAAAAGGAUGGUAGCUUGGUCCUGCCCACAAUCACCCCCCUGCUACCUCUCGCAGAUGACGAGGAGGGCGGGGAGGGCGAGAGCAGAGCGGACAUAUCACGCCAAGGUUGGGUGGGGGAGAGAGACUCAAAGGGUGAGUCCGACCUCGACGUUAUGGAGGCUCGUGGGCCAGGGCAAGCGACGCCGUUUGUGCGCGAGGAGGCGCCGACGGCACCCGGCAACGGGAUUCCGGGGGAUGGAGGCAGCGUUCCCCCGUCGUCCCCUUCGGGAAGGGGCGACUUCGGCGGAGGCAGUGACAGCCCCACCGACAGCAGCAGCAGCAGCAGCAGCAGCAGCAGCAGCCCCAGCAGCAGCAGCAGCAGUGACGCCGGCGGUGCCGGCGGCCCGGGCGGCGAAGAGUCCGGCGACCCAGGUGGGGACGGCGGUAGCGAUGGUGAUCCCGGCGACUCCGAGAACCUCGAGGAGUUGAAGUAUGAUCCAGCCGACGACCGCUACCCCCGCGGGCUAGAAGGGAAGAAACUCCUCUGGGGCGCCUCGAACGCUGGCCCGCUGCGCCAUGGGCUUGAGAGUGGCCGCACGCGGAAGCAGACCCGGGAGAUGCAAGGUGCCGGGGAGAUGCCGGGGCCCGGAGAAACACCGGACCCGGAAGAGGCAUUGCUGGCGACCAUCCUGGAAACUGGCGGGACGGGGAUUGUUGAGGGCUACAUCCGCAACUCGCUUGUGAAGGAGCAGUGGGACGAGGAGUAGACACGCCGUAUAGAGGAGAUGUACAGGCGCGAGAUGCAGGAGGUGUUGGGCCCGGAACAGC
Ectocarpus sp. CCAP 1310/34 is the source of this 1479-nucleotide messenger RNA. The record is from the annotation of a GenBank genome assembly. Lineage: Eukaryota; Phaeophyceae; Ectocarpales; Ectocarpaceae.